GAUGGAAAUCCAGUUACGUCAGAGGUGGGUUCGCACCGAACGGUGAAGUUCGUGUGGCCUCGGUCGUUUCCGGACGCAGAGUUAAAUCCCCGCCCCGGUUCAUUCCUGCGUUGUUUGGGGACAGUAGGAAGAUGGCGGCGGCCCCGCUAUACUGUGUCUGCCGGCAGCCUUACGAUGUGAGCCGCUUUAUGAUCGAGUGUGACAUCUGUAAAGACUGGUUCCACGGCAGUUGUGUGCAGGUAGAAGAGCAUCAAGCUGUGGACAUUGACGUUUACCACUGUCCCAAUUGUGAUGUCGUACAUGGACCCUCCCUGAUGAAAAAGCGGAGCAACUGGCACAGGCAUGACUACACCGAGCCAGACGAUGGAUCCAGGCCAGUUCAGGCUGGUACCCCCAGGUUUAUCAAGGAGCUGCAGAACAGAACUUUUGCCAGCGGUGAGGAAAUCAUGAUGAAGAUGAAGGGUGAGCAGGUGACGCCCAGGUACCUGGAGAGACACGGCUUCCGCUACCCCAUAGCGGUGACUGAGAUGGAGGGUCUGGGACUUAAACUACCUCCCCCUACAUUCUCUGUCAGGGAUGUUGAGCAGUGCGUGGGUGGCGACAAAGUUGUAGAUGUGAUAGAUGUGGCGCGGCAGGCGGACAGCAAGAUGAAGCUCAGUGACUUCAUCAAGUAUUUUACCGGUCCUCAUCGACCCAAGGUUCUCAACCUCAUCAGCCUGGAGUUCUCUGACACAAAGAUGUCUGAACUGGUGGAAGUCCCAGAUGUGGCCCAGAAGAUGUCCUGGGUGGAGAACUACUGGCCAGACGACUCCUUUUUCCCCAAGCCCUUUGUCCAGAAGUAUUGCCUCAUGGGGGUCAAGGACAGUUACACAGACUUCCACAUAGACUUUGGAGGAACCUCGGUCUGGUACCAUGUUCUCUGGGGUGAGAAGAUCUUCUAUUUGAUCAAACCCACUCCUGCCAACCUUGCACUGUAUGAAGCAUGGAGCUCCUCGCCCAAUCAGAGCGAAGUGUUCUUUGGGGACAGAGUGGACAAGUGCUACAAGUGUGUCGUAACCCAGGGAACCACCCUGCUCAUCCCCACAGGCUGGAUCCAUGGUGUUCUCACCUCUCAGGAUUGCAUGGCAUUUGGAGGGAACUUCCUUCACAACCUCAACAUUGGCAUGCAGCUCAGGUGUUAUGAAAUGGAGCGACGUCUGAAAACGCCAGACCUCUUUAAGUUUCCAUACUUUGAGGCCAUCUGUUGGUAUGUGGCCAAAAACCUCCUAGAAAUGCUGAAAGAGCUUCGUGAAGACAGCUGUCCUCCACCAAACUACCUGGUAGAAGGAGUGAAGGCUUUAAUUGGUGCUUUGAAGACCUGGUUGAAAAGAGAGGUGACUGAGCCCAGCAGUGAGGUACCAGACAAUGUCAGGCCCAAUCAUCUUAUUAAAGAGCUGACCAAGGAAAUCCGUCACGUCGAGGAGGAGCCACUUAGUGUUGGCAAACCAGUGAAAUCUCAGGGAGGUGGCUGUGGACUACCAUCUGGAUCCAACGGCUGCCCGACCACACGCUCCACUCUGGAGAAGCUGUGCCAGGCACGGCAGGCACGGAGGGCCGCUAGACGGCUCAGGGAGCAGCAGCGCCAAGCUCCUAAAUUGCCCUCCAACCUGGACAUCUUGGAGCAGCACACUAGAGAGGUGUUGAAGAGGCUGGAGGUGGGACCGCUGGAGGAGGACCCAGCGUUCUGUGCCAAGGUUCACGGGAAACUCAACAAAGUCUCCACUGCAUCAGCAGCAGCUGCUGCAGAGUCUUUAGAGGACAACCACCUUCGGUUAAUGCUAGUCAACGGCCGAAUCAUUAGAGACAUGAGGCGACCAGGCUCUAGUCCGGUCAAGACGGAAAGUGAACACUCCCCAGUGCAAGGUCCACCAAAGUGCAGCGUGGAUGUGAAGUCUGAGCGGAUGCUGGACAGCAGAGGGCAGUACAGAACAAGCGAGAAACCGACAGGCUUCAGAGGGCUGGAGAAGGUGAAGAUUGAACUCAGGGAAGAAGUCUCAGGACUCUCUGGUGUGUCGGACGUGGACUCUGACAGUGAUUCUUCCACAGAGUGUAAAGCGUCUUCGUCAUCGUCCUCCUCCUCUGAAGAGGAUUCAGAGAGUUCCCAGGAAGAGCAGGAGGAGGAGAUGAGAUCAUCUCAACAGAAAGGCUCAGGGCACACUAUAGAGCUGGACCAGUCUGUUCAGAAACUCAGGCAUAAACACAGACCACUCAAACGAGACCGUCCUACCUCACCCAGCACAGAACAGGCCAUUCAGGGCAUGCUCUCCAUGGCCGGCCUGCUGUGUUCCUCCGAGCCAGAGAAGGUAGCCUCGCCUCAAGACAUGUGGUGGUCCAGCCCCAGCCAGUGCUUGGGAACAGAGCAGAGGGAGGCUGCACCGCACCAGCGCCUCCUGCAGGGAGCCAAGAGUCCGAUGGACAGUCAAGGCAACAGCAGCAGCGAGGCCUGGGACAAUCAGGGGCCCCCCAGCCCCCUCAGUGGAAGCCACGCCACCAGCCCAGAGACGGACUACCAGUACUGUGACCCCUCCAUGUCUCCUGCUCUGCACCCAUCUAAGAGACAUGCGCCGAACCCCCCACCCAUAAGCAAUCAGGCCACCAAAGGCAAACGGCCCAAAAAAGGAAUGGCUACAGCCAAGCAGAGACUGGGAAAAAUCCUGAAACUCAACAGACACAGUCGAGUCUUUGUCUAACACUCAACUCCCCCUAAAAUAAAAUAAAAAAAAACAGAAAACACCACGGACAAUAAAAAAAGGAGCUGCAGAUGUUGUCCUUUGGAGGGGGAAGAAGAAAGUUGUUUGGUCUGUUAUUGGACACUUUGGUGCUGUAGAAAGUUGAAAGGGGCUGUAGGCUUGGAGGGUGGUGGGCUUUAGAACCUGGACCGCAGGGGGAAAAAAAGGUGACUCCUCCGUGAUGCAUGAUCAGGAGACAGGGUACUGCACUGAAACGUCACGUGCACCUCUACCACACAAGCACCCUAAGGAACAGAGUCUGGAGGAGAUACGAAGACGAGCGCAUGACGCCCUCUGCAGGAGAGAAAUUAGGGAAAAAAGACAUGAACUUUACUGGGGGGUGUUUAACUAAAGAAAACAACAGCAACAAAAAAGAAACAUCACUCUGGAGACAUGGAGAUUAUCUACCACGUCUGACGCUAUAAUCAUUCGCAUCCGAUCUGCUACCAGAUGCCCGGCUCACCUUCAGUGUCUGCAGACGUUCAACGUAUUAUCAGUCAACAACGAGUGUUUUUGUAGUUGCAUGUACAAGUGUAUAUGGCCUGCUUUCCACCAUCUGGGCCAGGAGGGGGCACCAUCGCGGCUCGUCAUCAAUUUGAAAACGCCUCAAAGUCAAUUGACUUCCUUAUUUAAGAAGAUGCUGGAGAUGUUACUGACACCUGGGACACUGGUGGGACAGAGGUUCUUUUUGUUGACUUUUUUGGUCACAUGUCACCACACCAGUGGAGAAACAUUUUUACUACUUCAGGACAGAUUUUAUUACCUUUUUAUUUCAUCUUCUGUCCACAGGGGUGUAGUUAUUUUGGAAAACAAAUUUGAUUAUCACUCGUUGACAACGAAAAAACCAGUUGAUCAAACUUGAGGUUUGUGUUCAAAUUCACGUCGGAAUAUGAACAAAACCCUGGCCGGUCAAACGUGUAAGGAAAUCAGGCUGCGGCUCUUAACGGACAGAGAAGGUCGCCCCACUCCCCGACCCCAAGUUUCCUCUUAUACUAUAAGGAAUAGAAAACAUGGUGCCAAGGAGGACAAAGAACGCAGGCAAAUGGUGCUUAUUGUGUAUACUUUGCUCCACUCAUACUCACCUCUCUUCCUUCUCAGACUUUACCUCUUUUUUCCGACCACCUCUUCCUCCCUCUCUCUCUGUCUCUCGCCCUCCCUCCUCUGAUCUCAAACUCACCAGCAAUAACGUGGAGGAAGGUUCAGGGAGUGAGGAGCAGCACGGUGGCGGAGCAUCCCUCUCUCCCGUCUCCUCCUCGUAGACAUAGAAGAAUCACAGACUAGUCCAAAAGUCCUCUCCGACCCUCACUGUUGUAGGAGGAUUAGAAGGAGUUACUGCUCAUGUUUGGAUGAAGAGUUGCUCCACCUGCUGCCUUUUUAUUUUUCUCCUCUGCAAAUAGGAAUUUUUGGAGUCGUUCACGUGUGUGAAUAAUGACCUGCAUUAAUUUAUUUCGUGUUUUUAUCUGUGACAUUGUUUUUGAUUUGUUAAUGUGUUAUUUUUAAAUGGAUUCUGAAUUAUGUAUUUAUUAUUUGAAAGAGAUGUUUAUUUUAUUCUGAUUCUGAAUCCUUAAGCAAUUCUGUGGGGUUCUUUUUUUUUCAUCUUUAUGGUCUAUUUUUUGUAUUUGUGAAUGUUCUUAGAGACCUUGGAUCAGGAUUUAUUGGAGUAGCAGUUUACAGACAAGUCCUUUUUUCGCUUUCUCUUCCUCCCUUUUGCUUUGGUUCACAUCUGGAUCUUAUAUUGAUUUUGUGGGCAGUUUUUUUUCUCUCUCUCUACUCCCUGUCACCUGAGGUCUUUGGCUGUGUGUGCUGACAGACAAGGUUAGGAUGAGCAUUAAAAUGUCUGUUUCCAUGUCAACACCUGAGCUAAUUUUUUAAACUGGUGCCACUUAGCAAAACAAAAAACAAACAAAAAAAACACAAGUAUUCUGAGCCACUGUGUUGAAUCCAAAGUUGAUGUUAUUGUUACCUUUCUGAUGAUGAUGUGCAGAUGUUCAGUCUCAGGGAAAGAUGCCAAGGAUGUGUUUCCAUUCACCACCAGCUCAACUUCCACAGCAUUCACUCCACACUUUUAACGCUUCACCUCCUCCUGAGGUUUUCUUGUGUUUCUUCAGUCAUUGGUGAGUGUAGUCAGCCUCCCGUCACACUCGGCUGACUUUGGAAUGGUUUUUUUUUUUUUGUUUCUUUCACUGCUUUCUCACAUUCUUAGCCUUAUGGUAAAGCUACAGUUUUUGGUGAACAUGGAGAAUUAGACAUUUUUCUAAAUAAACUCCCAAAUGCCAAAGUUUUAUGGGCGAAAUUAGUCUUCGCCUGUUUGUCACCUGUCAACAUCGUCCACCUGUCUCUAAGUGAAGCUUAGGUAGAAGUAGAGAAUGACAGAGCACCUCUACUAGUGGCAAAAAUUCCAUUUAAGUUUGAGUGUCUUGUUUUAAUAUUCUGGUUGGCUGUUGCCCAUCUAUUGGUUAGUUCUAAUUCAGUUUAAAGGAAAUUGGACAGUAAAGCAUGAUGGUGUGGGAGUGGACAAUGAAUAUCCCAUUUCCUGUCUAAACACAACUUUGCUUAGGCAUCAAUGCAAGUCUUCUUUGCAGCAACGAGUUUCUGCCAAGUAGCUUUAACAUAACUCCUCUCCAAAAAAAAAAAA
Messenger RNA from Cynoglossus semilaevis (tongue sole), 5403 nucleotides. It is a transcript of the gene kdm7aa, whose product is annotated as lysine (K)-specific demethylase 7Aa. NCBI's taxonomy places the organism in Eukaryota, Metazoa, Chordata, Actinopteri, Pleuronectiformes, Cynoglossidae. The record is from RefSeq and is a predicted model, not a curated record. Bases 132 to 2729 code for a protein of 865 amino acids. The transcript has 18 exons.